Messenger RNA from Cottoperca gobio, 1824 nucleotides. RefSeq names its product keratin, type II cytoskeletal 8-like. NCBI's taxonomy places the organism in Eukaryota, Metazoa, Chordata, Actinopteri, Perciformes, Bovichtidae. The transcript has 9 exons. The record is from RefSeq and is a predicted model, not a curated record. The coding region runs from base 199 to 1272 and encodes 357 amino acids. Gene Ontology annotation, cellular component: keratin filament.
AGUAUGUCAAGUAUGACUUUGUUGUUUUGCUCACUGUAAUUUGCGCUCGUCCUCUGUUGAUUGGACGCACGCACAGUUUCGGGGAGGUGAUGGGUGGUCCUUGUCCACCUUAAAAGCAGGUGAUCCGGAGGACUGUAGGCAUCUUCUCCGAUCACCUCUUCUGCUUCUGGGUUUCAUCUCUCUGUUACAAGCUGCAACAUGUCUAAAGCGAAAGAUUACAGCAGCCAGUCCUACUCCCCGGGCAGCACGGGACCGGUCAAAAGCAACCCGACCAACAAGAAGACCGACCCGGCGGGCAAAUCCAGGGAGAAGGACGACAUGGUUGGACUCAACGACAAGUUUGUCAGGUUGAUUGAAAAGGUGAAACACUUGGAGGGUGAGAACAAAAAGCUCGACACGAAGCUGAAGAUCCUCAAGGACAAGGAUGACUACGAGGGGAAAAUCGACGACAUUGUCAGGCAGCUUGAGAACCAGAUGGAGCAGCAGAUCGAGAACUUGAUCAACGACCAAGAAAAACUGAAGGCUGAGCUGCUCAAGAACCAGGAAGAGGUGGUGGACAACAAGAAGAAGUUUGAGGAUGAGUUCUUAAAAAAAGCAGAACUGGAGAAUGAAUUUAUCAUCAAGAAAAAGGACGUAGAUGAAGGUCACUUGGAUGCAGUAGAUCUGGCUCUGGAGCUGGAAGACCUGAUGGGGAAACUGGACUUCCUCAGGGUUGGCUAUGAUGAGGAGAUCAAGGAGCUGGAUUCACAAGUCCAGAAUGAGACUGUGGUCUUACAUGACACCAGCAAACGCGCUCUGGACAUGGAUGAGAUUGUUGACAGUGUCAAGAAUCAGUAUGCCAACAUGGCCGCCCGCAGCAGGGAGGAAGUAGGGCAGUGGAACCAGAAAAAGAUGGAUUCCAUGGUCCUCAAUGCAGGACAGCGCGAGCAGGAUGUGCGUGAUCUAAGGAGGGAGAUCUCAGACCUGGUGCGCAACAUCCAGAGGCUGAACGGGGACCUGGAGGCUCUCACAAGGAAGGAAGAGUCCCUGAGCAAGGACAUCAAUGACGUGAGGACAGAAGGCAACAACAACCUGCAAAGGGCUCGGGGGGACAUUGCCCAGAUAGAGGAGGCCUUGAGGCGGGCAAAGCAAGACUUGGCUGGACAGAUCCGCGAACACCAAGAGCUGAUGAACCUCAAGCUGGCCCUUGACAUCGAGAUCGCCACCUAUCGCAAGCUGCUGGAGGGCGAGGAGCAAAGAAUGAACUACCUCAUGCGCCACAUAGCCUUCUAAAAACAAACCAAUCAAUUCCAAGUGAUUACUUGCAUGCAGACGUUUACCUGCCAUCGACGCAACACCUGCCGAAGAAGCCACGAGCCCCAGAACCCUCCGUUGUGCCAGCAGAGUACCACGCCUCCAAGAAACGCCUGCUGAUCCGGGUUGAGGUGGAGGCAGGCAGAGUUGUGUCUGAAAGCUCCCAUUACACUGAAGAUUGAUCGGCACUGUCCAUCACACCUCUGUCUGCAGCAUUAUAGUAUAUCCGUAAAAUGUGACAUCAAAAAGAUCCAAAUCAAACGCUUCAAGAUUCACAAUAGAAUGGUCUCUAAAUGCAAUCAUUUAUCAUUACGCUUGGUUCGUGUGCUUUCUGGCAGUCUAACAAUAGCUUCUUGGCAGGAUGAACGUUUGUUGAUGUCAAGCAGUGUUUAAAAAAAAAAAGCUUUUCUUAUCUUUGUUUGCCUUUGCAAAGUCUUGUGUUGUUUCCGAUUUUGUCUUUGUGGAAAAGAAAAUGAUCUAACGCUGUAAAGGUUUGUUAAUGAAGUGAAGAUAAAGAACUUGUGGCAUCGA